Messenger RNA from Gorilla gorilla gorilla (western lowland gorilla), 1028 nucleotides. RefSeq names its product small integral membrane protein 11 (gene SMIM11). The record is from RefSeq and is a predicted model, not a curated record. Lineage: Eukaryota; Metazoa; Chordata; Mammalia; Primates; Hominidae. Bases 167 to 343 code for a protein of 58 amino acids. The transcript is spliced from 4 exons.
CAUUUCGGGACGUGUAGUUUUCCCCGGCGGGACGGUAGAAGUCGUGGUUUGUGCGCGGCCAGGCGCUGGAGCCUCCGCUGCCGGGAGCAAUCAGACCUUCCAGCUGCCUCUCAUGUACUUGUCUGUUGGGGGCUUGUGUUGAUCAGGAGUGAAUUCACAGUCUGCCAUGAAUUGGAAGGUUCUUGAGCACGUGCCCCUGCUGCUGUAUAUCUUGGCAGCAAAAACAUUAAUUCUCUGCCUGACGUUUGCUGGGGUGAAAAUGUACCAAAGAAAAAGGUUGGAGGCAAAACAACAAAAACUGGAGGCUGAAAGGAAGAAGCAAUCAGAGAAAAAAGACAACUGAAGAGCUAAAGACAUUUCAUAAAAUGGGCAUGAAGGAGUCCUUCAAAUGAAGAUGUGGACAAAAUGAUUGGUCAGGUCCUUUGCUCUACUGUUGAAUGGAGGAGGAUUUUUUUUUCCCCUCACACAGGGGUUUCCUUGGAGCUCAAGUUUGGAUGACCCCAGACAGUAAGAUAAUCUCAUCAUGGUAAAGUUAAUAUGAAAUAUGUGGUCUCCAAACAGCCUCUCCCAGAGGCCAGGAUCAGCAGGUUUGAGUGGAUAAUUGGCUUGUGGUCAUUUUCUCAUAGGAGUUUUCUUUUAGUAGUGGAAACUAUUUUUCAAAUCAAAUUUGGAUGCCAACUAUGUGGAACAGAAGCGUGGCUGCUCUGGUGGAAGUGGCAAUGGUAGUCCUAGAGUCUCCCUGUCAGGCACACCCUUUGUCUCCCCCUACCCAAGGGACCCUGUGGCCUGGAACCGCAGUGUGAAAUGCUAUAUAGUGCAAUGAAGUCAAUUCUAAGACAAGAGUUCUUUGCCUUUCUCAUCUAAUUUUUAGUUAUGGAUAUGAGACGCUUGUUCAGAAGUAUGGAAAAGUAUAUAUAAUAUGUUAUCUUUUAGAUGUGUGUGUAAAUAUGCUUAUGUAUGCAAUGUGCUUAUAUUUUAACACAUAAACAACAUGAAUAAAGCAAACACUCUAGACUUCUCCAAAUGUA